Messenger RNA from Anopheles funestus (African malaria mosquito), 1321 nucleotides. RefSeq names its product neuropeptide CCHamide-1 (gene CCHa2). Bases 346 to 825 code for a protein of 159 amino acids. Lineage: Eukaryota; Metazoa; Arthropoda; Insecta; Diptera; Culicidae. The transcript is spliced from 4 exons. Gene Ontology annotation, biological process: neuropeptide signaling pathway. Gene Ontology annotation, molecular function: neuropeptide hormone activity. The record is from RefSeq and is a predicted model, not a curated record.
AAGGUAAACCGUUGUCUUCGGCAUCAACCAUUUGUUGCUCCAGCGUGUUCCCGUGCGGUGUACAAAGAAGAACCGAUCUACGAUCCUGUGACGGUAUACCGUUGCGGUCAUCUUUCUCGUGUGCUCGUGUGCAAAGUGCUGUAGGGCAAAAAGGUGCGAAAAGGGCAAGUGUGGUACUAAAAUAAGUCACUCGUUUAGUUGUGUUGUGUUGUGCUAGUGGCGUGCAGUGACCAUCGAAAUUCGGUGAUUUUGUUAAAGGAACCGCUGCACAGGACACACGGCUACACGGGGGUUAAGACAUUCGGUGGGUUAAGUACGAUACUGAAUUAAAAUAGACACUCAAAGAUGCAUCAGUUAUCGACCAUUUGUUUCACCCUGGUAAUAGUUUCUGUACUGAUACAUAGUACAAAUGGAAAACGAGGCUGUGCUGCUUUUGGUCAUGCUUGUUAUGGAGGGCAUGGUAAGAGAUCAGGAUCAUCCGCCGCUUCUUUGUAUCCCGAAGGUCUCGAUCCCUCCAUGGUUGCGUUAGAAGUGCUUCCCAUCCCUUACUCUAAACUGGCCUUGGACAAAUCAAGAUCGUUGGAUUUAGCAUCGGAAGUGAUGCGUCCAAAUAGUCCAUACGCUAUAGAUGCAACCGCUUCGAACCAUCGCACAGAUACGCGGACAGGAGAGCUUAAAUAUGCAAUUUACGCGAUGCUAAGACAAUUGAUGGAAGAAUCGGCCGUUAAUCGACAGGAGCAAUCGCACCAACAACAACAGGUACAAUCGCUGAAUCAACCAUUCCCGCACGAUGCUGCGAAUGUUGGCGAUAUUGAACGAAAGUAAAAUAUGUAUGUUCCCAAAAGUGUGUUAAACUGUUUUCGUUUGUAACGGACUUGAGUAGCUGCACAUCCCAUCUAUAAGUUUGAGAUACACUUAUCCCAGAAAUAGAAACCGUGGGUUGAAUGCAAGUUGUUCCUGUUUAUCACCUUAAACUGUCUCAAUGGGUAUAGUAACAAAGAACAAAACAAAACAAACCGCACGAACAUAUUCUAGAACAUCACCCGCACCGAACAAGCGAAUAAGGGAUAAUAAGCUGCUGGAAGCAAUGAACCAUAAGCGAUGAAAACUGUAAAUAUAAAAUUCUAGAAAGAAAAUGUGCGUAAGCAGUCACAUUGAAUGAGUAAUAUAACAGAAAAUAAUAAUUACACGCUACAAUGAAACAAUGUGUUAAAUAGUUCAAUAAGCAAUGAUUGCAAAAGUGCAAAUGAGUAACAAAUAAAAACAAAUAGUUAGACGAAACUCGUCAUGGCUGGGACAGUUUCGUUUAAUUAUUCCCCAA